Molecule: messenger RNA, 1100 nt
Organism: Sabethes cyaneus
Lineage: Eukaryota; Metazoa; Arthropoda; Insecta; Diptera; Culicidae
Product: transmembrane protein 138
Exons: 4
Coding region: 76-564 (162 amino acids)
Cellular component (GO): cilium
Source: RefSeq, a predicted model, not a curated record
CGAUGCAAGUCCUUUGAAAACGGUACGCUGGUGAACAAAAACGUCAAUUGGAUUGCAGUUCUGAAAAGUUUAAAAAUGUUUAAAUUAUCUCUGAAAAGAUACGCUUCAUUGCUCUUCUUUCAAAUGGUGUUUCUCUGUGUAGAUUUAGGAAUCAAUAGUUUUUCCUAUUUAGCUCGCGGGGAUAAGGUGUCAAUCAUCUUUCUGUUCUUGGCUCAAGAUGUCUGUCUGAUUUUAUCGCUUACCGCAAUUAUUUUCAGUCUAUAUUCGACAUAUGUUUACCAGGCUGGCAUGGCUCACUUGUUAUAUGAGAAGUUCCGGAUUCCUUUGCUAGUUGCAAUGGUAUACUUUCUUCUAUGCAUUAGUCUUCAUGCCUGGCAAGUAGUCGACCAUAACAAGUCGCCAUAUCUGUUUCAAUGGCCAAAGGCGUUAACUGCAUUGUUCAUCGUGCAAAGAUUAUUCUCACCACUUUACUACUAUCUAUACAAACGGUCAGCAUUAAAAAUGAGCGAUCCUCGUUACUAUGAGAAUUUAGACUGGAUUACUUCCCAGCUGGCCAUUAAAUAGAAAGUUACAUGCAAAACUCGCUUUAGUUCAAUGUGGAGUUUACUUUCUUGAAGGUUCAGUUUUUAGCACUACUCCCGAUCAACAGGAAACGUGUAGUUGUACUAGAUGCCUAUUUGUUAGUUGUGCUUGUUUUUUGUUACUGAACAUCCAUCAGAGAGCGAGAUCUUUUCAAAAAGCAAGGGAACUUUGACGUGAAUCACACAAUCAUACAUAGAUUAUGUCAAAUCUAACGUGUCCGGCAACAGAACUUGGGAAAAGUUCUGUUUCUAUUUUCCCACUGUUCAUCAAUACGGUGAUUGGAGUGAUUGUGGUGUUAUCUAAGGAAAUACCGGAGACGAUUUGCAUUACCAACAUAGCAGAAUCGUAGUAUUUUGUCACACACUUCGAAUGGAGUAAAAUGCGUUUUCGAUUAACAAGUCGAUUGUAACGAUUUUGAAUCGAUGGCACUGAACUUUAAAUCAGUCAUGUGAAAAAUUUCACGUUUCGUGAAGCAAGUUCGAGAAUUAUCGAAACAUUUGAUUUAAAGAAUUGUAACA